AUGCCAGGUCGCUUCUUCGCGUCUCCCGCGCUCCCUCCAGCCUCCUCCGUUAAGGAAUACUCCAGCGCUUCUCCCGGUUGCGUCGCUGCAGAUGGGCUCGGCUCGGCGCGCAAUGAGCGAGGACAACUCUCCCCCACUGACAGCUCACUCCACGACCGACGUACAGGCGCUCAACAAACCACCGACGGCCACGUGUCACCGGCUGAGACGAAUGAGCCCGUGGAAUUAUCUCCGGCAUGCGAGAAUCGGGGAGAAAGCGCGGAGGCGGAAGAUGGAGCAGCCAGGGGGAAACAGAAGGCGGAGAAGCAGGCGGAGAAGGAGGCGGAGAAAGGGGAGCAUGGUGGAGAGGUGGAGGGUAAUGGUGAGCGCAAAGUGCCAGACGAAGGGCGGAAGGAGGGUGGUAUACUGGGGAGGUCGGGGGAGGGGGAGAUUGAUGGCGGGAAGGGGGGGAGCAGUGAGGGCGAGUGGUGUGAGGCGCUGGGCGGGGAGGUUUGUCUGGUGGCGUGCAGGCGACCGCAGCUGGUGGCGCGCAGUGAGAGGGGGCGGGGCGCCGUGUGCGUGAACAUCGACGAUGAGCUGGUGCGUGCUGUGUGCUGUGGGAGGUGUCGGGGCUGGGGCAUGGGUGGUGGUGGGGAAAGGGUGCUGGCUGAUGGGUGUGUUACUGUCAGAUGGCAGUGCAAUCGAGUGGUGCACAUGGUGUACGAGCCUUACUGCAUGGACUUUGGUCCGCUCAGCCUGGCCUGCAUCCACCGCUACUGCGACACCAUGGACCGCGCCCUGCAGGAGGGACGAGGGCUGUCAAGGAGGGUGGUGCAUGUGUGCAGCAGCGCGGCCCACAAGAAGGCCAACGCCGCCGUGCUCCUAGCAGCGUAUCUAAUUCUGCGCCAUGCCAUGCCAGCCGAUGCCGCCCAUGCGGUGCUGCGUCCAUUGGAGCCGCUGCCGCCCUUCAGGGACGCGUCUAACGGCGUGUGCACCUUCCACAUCACCGCACUCGACUGCUGCCAGGCGGUAGAGCGCGCACAGGGGGCGGGGCUGCUGGCGGGGUUCAGGGUGGGCGAGUACGAGCGGCUGGAGCAGGCGGACCUCACGUGGAUGGUGCCGGGGCGGCUGCUCGCCUUCAGCACUCCCGCUGACGACCCUGCUAGCAUCAUGCUGUCAUGUGGCAAGCUGUCGUGUGGCAAGCUGUCGUGUGGCAAGCUGUCGUGUGGCAAGCUGUCGUGUGGCAAGCUGUCGUGUGGCAAGCUGUCGUGUGGCAAGCUGUCGUGUGGCAAGCUGUCGUGUGGCAAGCUGUCGUGUGGCAAGCUGUCGUGUGGCAAGCUGUCGUGUGGCAAGCUGUCGUGUGGCAAGCUGUCGUGUGGCAAGCUGUCGUGUGACAAGCUGUCGUGUGACAAGCUGUCGUGUGGCAAGCUGUCGUGUGGCAAGCUGUCGUGUGGCAAGCUGUCGUGUGGCAAGCUGUCGUGUGGCAAGCUGUCGUGUGGCAAGCUGUCGUGUGGCAAGCUGUCGUGUGGCAAGCUGUCGUGUGGCAAGCUGUCGUGUGGCAAGCUGUCGUGUGGCAAGCUGUCGUGUGGCAAGCUGUCGUGUGGCAAGCUGUCGUGUGGCAAGCUGUCGUGUGGCAAGCUGUCGUGUGGCAAGCUGUCGUGUGGCAAGCUGUCGUGUGGCAAGCUGUCGUGUGGCAAGCUGUCGUGUGGCAAGCUGUCGUGUGGCAAGCUGUCGUGUGGCAAGCUGUCGUGUGGCAAGCUGUCGUGUGGCAAGCUGUCGUGUGGCAAGCUGUCGUGUGGCAAGCUGUCGUGUGGCAAGCUGUCGUGUGGCAAGCUGUCGUGUGGCAAGCUGUCGUGUGGCAAGCUGUCGUGUGGCAAGCUGUCGUGUGGCAAGCUGUCGUGUGGCAAGCUGUCGUGUGGCAAGCUGUCGUGUGGCAAGCUGUCGUGUGGCAAGCUGUCGUGUGGCAAGCUGUCGUGUGGCAAGCUGUCGUCCAUAAUCCGCCUCAACAGGCGCGUGUACGACAAGAGGCGAUUCACCCGCCAUGGCUUUGCCUUCUACGACCUCUACUUCCCUGACGGCGGCGCCCCCUCGGAUGGCAUAGUGGAGCGCUUCUUCGCCGUGGUGGAGGGCAGCAACGGGCCCGUUGCCAUCCACUGCAAGGCCAUAGCAUACACGCGGUUGGUGCGUCCGGGGUCGGUGAUUGGGCAGCAGCAGCACUUCCUGGCGCUCAUGCACCCGCGCAUGGCACGAGCCGGAGAGGAGUUUCGGCGCAAGACACGAGCGCUCUCACCCUUCUCACCUCGCACCACCACCACCACCACCACCACCACCACCACCACCACCACCACUGCACCCGGAAACCCUCCCCCUCCACUCCCCCACGCUCACGCGCCCAGCCUCGCCCUGCCCUCGCGCACGGGGCGCAAGGUGUAUGCACGCACGGACGAGCAGGCAGCAGCAGCCGUGGCGGACCUGCAAUUCGCCCGCCACUCACGCUCGCUCGCCCGCACCGGCUCCGUGCCUGUGCGGCCAGGCUCGGCAGGACCGGUGCGCAAAUCAGCAUCCAUGUCCCCGUACACGCCCAUGCCCCCCAUCACCCCCAUGACUCCCGAUGCCCCUAUGCCCGCAUCCCAUGCAUCCCAUGCAUCCCAUGCAUCUGCUGCUCUCCCCCCCGGCAUGGCGUCCCCUGAGCCUCGCCAUGUGCGGGCUGCCAGGCGCCUCAGGCUGAAGGGGGGGUGGGGGGCUGCUGAUGGGGUGCGGAUUGGGAGGGAAGAGGGGAAGGAAGCAGGGGAUGGUGGUGGUGGUGUGGGGGAGGGCGGCUGUGGUGUGAGGGACGUGGAGGGAGGACUGCGGUGCGGUGAGGGGGAGUGUAGUGGGGUGGAGGGUGAUGCUGUUGAACGGGAAGCAGGUUGUGCAGGUGAGGAGGGUGCGGAUGCAGCAGAUGUAACGGGGGAAGGCAGAGUUAGAGAGGCAGGAGGGGCAUCAGCGAGCACAGGGGCAUCAGCGAGCACAGGAGGGUCAGAACAGGCAGCAGAGGGUGCAAGCGCGGUUGCAACGAGGAUGGACAGUGCAGCACAGCUAGCAACACCAGUGGCAGCACACGGUGCAGUGAUGGAAACAGUGGCAUCAGAGCAGGGAGGGCCAGAGGCCGCGGCAGUGGCACCAGUUGCUGCUGCAGCGGCCGCAGCCACACCUGAAAACCCAGCAACUCCGCAUGGCUCUCGUCUCCCCACCACAGCAGCCUCUCCUCCAGCCUGCCCUCCCUGCUCCACAGCAGGUGCAGCAGACGUGAGGGGGCCAGCAGAGGGAUCAGCAAGAGAGCCCAUGGCAGAGGCAGGAGGAGCAGAGGCAUCAGCAGGGCCGUCUCCAGGAGACAGGGGGGGACACAGUGGCGCAGGGACACACCAGUACACGCCAGAAGAUGCCGCCCCAACGCCUGGGGGUGCAGUGACACACCAGUACACACCGACCGAUGCGGACCUGGCUCCUAGGUUCGGCCGCACACAGGCGGUGGGCGUGCAGGGUGCAGGUGGGGAGCAGGCAGGGGCGCGCAGCAGCACAGUGGUGCGAGUGAUCAAUGCAGGGGGGCAGCCCCGGAAGGUGGUGGUGCCGGCAGGCCAGGGGAGAGGAAGCGGUGUGAGUGUGGAGGCAGGGGUGAGAGGGGUGGCGGGACAUGGGCAGGCGGUUUCAGUGGCUAAGUUUGGUGCAGUGCAGGGUGGUCGAUUCAGGCUCGGUGUGAGAAGAUAG
This is a messenger RNA of Closterium sp. Yama58-4, 3726 nucleotides long. The record is from the annotation of a GenBank genome assembly. Lineage: Eukaryota; Viridiplantae; Streptophyta; Zygnematophyceae; Desmidiales; Closteriaceae.